Messenger RNA from Galeopterus variegatus (Sunda flying lemur), 3004 nucleotides. It is a transcript of the gene TMEM263, whose product is annotated as transmembrane protein 263. The coding region runs from base 36 to 386 and encodes 116 amino acids. NCBI's taxonomy places the organism in Eukaryota, Metazoa, Chordata, Mammalia, Dermoptera, Cynocephalidae. The record is from RefSeq and is a predicted model, not a curated record. The transcript has 2 exons.
AAUGUGUUUGUAUGAUUUUUUUUUUUUAGGAGAUCAUGAAUCAGGCAGAUAAAAAUCAACAAGAAAUCCCAUCAUACCUUAGUGAUGAACCACCAGAAGGUUCAAUGAAAGAUCACCCACAGCAGCAACCAGGCAUGUUGUCCCGUGUGACUGGGGGUAUCUUCAGUGUUACAAAGGGAGCUGUUGGUGCCACCAUUGGUGGUGUGGCUUGGAUUGGUGGAAAGAGUCUGGAGGUGACCAAAACGGCUGUUACAACUGUGCCUUCCAUGGGAAUUGGGCUGGUGAAAGGGGGCGUGUCUGCUGUGGCUGGAGGUGUUACAGCUGUUGGGUCUGCUGUUGUAAACAAAGUGCCCUUAACAGGAAAGAAGAAAGACAAAUCUGACUAAAAUAUGGAGAUAAUAUUUGCUCUCCACAGCAUUAUGAUGCCAGUGGCAUUGAAUUGCUCAAUUAGGGACUACAACCAAGUCAUCUGUUUUGGACAUUUAUCUUCUAAACUGCUGUGUUGAAAGUAUUGAUGACUGGCUUUCGUCUAAAAAGAAGAGACCAAUACUAGCACAGUGUAUGAAGGUUUCUCAUACUUAAAUUCCAGCUUUUUAUCUGGUAAAAUGUUACACUUACUCAGUUGUAACUGAAGAUAUGGUAUGUCUUAAGUAUUUAGUAUGUUUUUCAGUUUGACUAAAAAUGUGAAAGUUGAAUCUAGUAGAUGAUCUUUACAGUUCCAUGUAUAUAAUGUGCCAGGUAACUCAUCUGCCCCUUAAGAAGGGAACUUUGAACUACAUAAACUGUACCUUUGAUGUGCCUAAUAGUUUCAGAUGUCUUAGUUUUUUAUAACCAUAGUUGAUUAGGCCAAGAGGCUUUCUUUUCUUAUUUAAGCUGGCAAAAGUAGCAGGAAUUAGAGAAAUUUAAAAGAAAAGAUAAAUGGUUUUAUGAUACUGUUAACCAUAUUUUGUUAGAAAUGCAUUUUCUUCAUUGAAUCAUUGAUGCCUUACAAAAGAAAACAUCUUUUCUAAUACCCUAAAUAUGUGCAGUUUUUAGAAUUAUCUAUGGAUUCUUUUAAAGGUUGUUUGUGAAAUUAGUUUUCCCUCUUAAGAAUCUCAGAAGUAGUGGGGUAAAAGCAUUUCUUGAUGACAGCAGAUAAGAUAGUGUUUGUUAACUGUCUUGUUAGUAGUUAAAAUUGAAUUGUACACUUCAGCUUGGGUUCAUGCUCCAUCAUUAAUACACCUCACAGUGCCUAAGGAACAUUUCUUUACUGGUCACAAGGUCUAUUGGAAGAGUUGCAUAUUAAGGAGGAAGAAAUAAUUUUAAGUUCCUAAGAAUUACCUGAAGCAUUCAACAUAUAAAAAGAAUCCUUCACACUUAUUCUGUCUGUAUGUGUCUUAAGUUAUUAGCAGUAUCCCUUCUUAAAAACAUGGUAAAAGCAACCACAAGUGUAUGAGGACUGACUUUUAAAUUGAAUGAAAUGGGCACCAUAGAUUGGUUUUGAAUAUAAAAUGUAGUGUUUUGAGUGGUUUAUAUAGGCUUUUAAAAUGUUAUCUUACAGUCCUUUAAAGUAGACUUUGUACCAUUUUUUAAGCCCAUUUCAGGCAGAAAAUUGAAGUUUUUGAUUAUGUAUAAGUAUGUUAUGUCUUUAUUAACAUGUCCCAUCAUGUCUCAUUCAUUUUCAAAGAAUAUGACUUAGCUGGAAUUCAUUAUUUUUUUUGUUUCAUGUUAAGUUUCAUAAAAAUUUUAACCACCAGCAUAUAUGUUUGUUUGGCAUUCCUCUUAACUAGGGGUUAUAAUCCAAGCCUGAAAAAUCUUAAAUUUCUUUAUACCUAAGUUUAGAAAUUUGUCUCCAUUCUGCUGACUUUUAUUUUUUGUAGUGGAGGGAAGGAAAGGCGGUGAUACCCUAAAGUAAGUCAAACUAGCAUCCCAGAGAACUUGAAACAGGUCACUAUAACACCCAAGGCUUAAAUGUUUGUUUGUAAACCACUAAGAGUAUUACAUGGAUAAUGUGGGUCAACAAAUGGAUAAGAAUAUAACAACUUUUAAAAGCUUUCAUAAAUAUCAGCAGGGAUUUUAAGCAAAUCUCCAAAGGUUCUUGAACCUUUGUACUGCAUACAAACUGAAAAGUCAAUAAAGAGUUCAGUUCAUCAGUUAUUAAAUGGUUGUUUAUUUCAUUAAGUAUUAUUUAGGUGUAUUUGUUGGCAUAUCUGGUCAGAUGUGAUAAUUUGUAAAGGGGAUUUUUUUAAACUCCAAAAUUAAUAGAUGAAGACUAAAUAAUAAUCUAAUGGUAUUGGAGAGCUUGUUUCCUGCUAUUCGGAAGAAAUUAUUGCUUCUUUGCUAGUUUAUGUUUCUAAUAGGCUGUGUUGUGCUUUGUACCUGAAUUUCUAAGCAUAGACUUUAGUUUGCUGUUUGCUUGCAUAUUUAUUUUUAACUUUGUCUUUAAAACUGCUUGAGGAAAAAUGGUUGUAGUUAAUUUCUGCUGCAGUAAAGCCAUCUGGUACAUUUUAUCUCAUCAAGAUAGUUUUCAGUUCUAAACUAUAACUUUGUUCAGGGGGGCUUUUGCAAUGAUAGCAGAGAACUGUACAAAUGUACAGUUAGAUAUAGAGGUUUUUGUUGAAAUGGACUUGCCAUAUGAUGAUAUGUACAGCUGUAUCCUUGAGUCUUUUCCAGUUUAUUUACGUAGACUAGCAAUUUGACCUGUUAAACAGGACUAGUUCACGUCAAGAAACUAAGGUUGUUGAGUGCACCUGGAGGCAUCUGUUAUUAUUCAACUUAUCUUUUGAGUGGGUAUUUGGCACAAUGAGGAUAAACUUGUAUAACCCACUUGAGGGACUUGAUGUAAUAAUGUUGACAUGAAUCCUGUACUUAGUGAAAUGUCAGAUGAAAAUAACCGAUGAUUGAAUAAUUUUUUGUAUUAAAGGGAUGGGAAAAGAACACAUGAAUCUGUUAAUAAAGCACUAUGAUCUGCAAAAGAUGGAAUGUUUCAUAAAGAUCUGAAGAAAUAAAGGAAAUUUUAAAACAG